This is a messenger RNA of Oncorhynchus kisutch (coho salmon), 3243 nucleotides long. Its product is annotated as protein KRI1 homolog. The transcript is spliced from 19 exons. The coding region runs from base 138 to 2438 and encodes 766 amino acids. Gene Ontology annotation, biological process: endonucleolytic cleavage in ITS1 to separate SSU-rRNA from 5.8S rRNA and LSU-rRNA from tricistronic rRNA transcript (SSU-rRNA, 5.8S rRNA, LSU-rRNA). Gene Ontology annotation, cellular component: 90S preribosome; nucleolus. The record is from RefSeq and is a predicted model, not a curated record. Lineage: Eukaryota; Metazoa; Chordata; Actinopteri; Salmoniformes; Salmonidae.
GAUCGUAGUUUGGAACUCUGACUCUCCCCUCAGGAAACCACGUGGUAGUUCUAUACAUGCUGCUGUGGAUGUUAGCAUCAUGAACAGAUUUCACUGAAUUCUUUUCCCGAUAAAUAGUAUCCAGUUCACAUGUAACCAUGUCAGGCAAAUCGGAUUUCAAGAUUAAUUCAAAGUUUGCAGAGAAAUAUGACAAAUAUAGACAAAAAGAAGAGUUACAAAGGCUGAAAGACAAAUAUGGCGACCAAGCUGACGAGAGUGAGUCUGGUUCAGAGUCAGAUGGUGAUAGCGAGGUGGAAUUUGACCCCAAAGUUGAAAGGGACUUCUACAGAACAUUGUCUCUGCUGAAGAAGAAAGAUCCUAAGAUCUAUCAGACUGAUACAACGUUCUACACAGUGGAAGAUGUAUCCAUUGGGGACGAUGCCCAGCCUUCAACUUCAAAUAAAACAGAGAAGCCAAUGUAUCUGAAAGACUAUGAGCGAAAAGUUAUCUUGGAAAGGGGAGGUAAAUAUGAGGAUGAGGAGGAGGAGAGUGAUGAUGAAGAGGCUGCAAAGAGGAGAGAGAGAGCUGGAUCUCCAAGUUACAUCCAGGAGCAGAGAGAAUUGAAAGAGAGCUUCCGUAAGUUCAUACAGGACAGUGAUGAGGAGUGCAGUGAGGAGGACUUUCAGCUGCUGAAGAGGAGGACCAAAACACAGGAAGAGAAGGAUAAAGAGGAAGAGGAUUAUGUGGACUGGCUGAAAGGCCAGGCAGAGCUGGGGGGCCCAGAAGAGGUGCAGGACAUGAAAUACCUGAGGGACUAUUGGAACGACCCCGAGCUGGAUGAGAAGGAGUGUUUCCUUAGGGAUUUUGUCCUGAAUAAGGGCUACAUGGAGAAAGAUGACGUGGACAGGAUCCCCAGCUAUGACGAAGUGGUGAAUGAUGACGUGGAGGACUCAGAAGAGGAUGGGGAGUCGUUCUUGGAGCGCCAGGAGGACUUUGAAAGACACUACAACUUCCGCUUUGAGGAGCCUGAUGCACAGAAGAUCAAGACUUACCCCCGUACCAUUGCCACCUCUGUCCGCUCCAAAGACGAGCGCAGGAAGCUCAAAAGGGAGGAAGUGAAGGAUAGGAAGAAAAAGGAGAAGGAGCAGAAGCACGAGCAGCUGAAGCAGCUGAAGAACCUGAAGCGUAAUGAGAUCAUGCAGAAACUGCGGCGGCUGCAGGAGCUGACAGGCAACGAGCAGCUGGCCUUCAGUCAGGUGGACCUGGAGGGAGACUUUGACCCCCAGCAGCAUGACCAGCUCAUGCAGAAAUUCUUUGGUGAUGAAUAUUAUGGAGAGGAAGAGGGGGAGAAGCCCCAGUUUGAAGUUGAAGAGCUAGAGGGUGAACACUGGAACUGGGACACAUGGACAGGAGAGGGUGGAGAAAAUGAAUAUGGUGGUGAAGAAGGGGAGGAAGAAGAGCAUGAAGGAGAAGAGUAUGACCAGCCAAACUGUGAAGAUCCAGACUUUAUUAUGGAUGCAGACUAUGAUCCCAGUCAGCCAAGCACCUCCAAGAAGCAGAAGAAAAAGGAGAAGAUGAAGGUGGAUGCCCCGCUGAUGGGAAAGAAGAGAAAGAAGUCUCAUUUUGCUGAGGUCAUUACCCAAAACAAGCCCGUGUUUGACCCCCAGGAGAAGUCCUUUGAGCAGUACCUGGACGAGUACUAUAAGCUGGACUAUGAGGACAUCAUAGACGACAUCCCCUGCAGGUUUCGCUACAGGCAGGUCCUGGCCAAUGACUUUGGCCUGUCCACUGAUGAGAUCCUGGGAGCAGAUGAGAAAGAGCUGAACCGCUGGGCCUCGCUAAAGAAGACCUGCAUGUUCAGGUCUGACAAGGAGGAGAUGAGUGAUUUGCAGAACUACAAAAUCAAAGGACAAAAUGUGAAGAAAAAGAUAGAAGUCUUGAACUCUUUCUAUGCUGAGGAGGACAAAGCAGAGGGCAAGACCAACGUGGGUAAGAAGAGAAGAGACAGGAUAAAGAAUGCAGAGAAGGAUGACAAGGAUCUGGAGGAUGAUGAUGAGGCUGGACCCAGUCAGCAAAGCUCUACAUUGGACUCUGGGGAGGGGGUGGUAGUCCAGGCACUGAGAGAGGCAGGAGACCACGAAGAGGAGUUCCUGGUACCCAAAUCCAAGAAGUUGAAACUGGAGCAGGAAAAAGUUGCUACCACUCAGGAGACUGCCAACACAAGGACUGAAAGGACACAAUUGCCCAAGAAGAAAAACAGGCACCCAGGAAGCCGCCUCAUGUCGGGGAAGGGGCCCUUCAGGGUGAAAAUGGGUGGGCGAGAGUUCAGCGGACAGAGACUGAAGGCCUAUGGGCUGAAUCCCAAGAGACUGCACUUCAGGCAGCUUGGCAGGCAGAAACGAAAGGCUCAAGCGAAGACUGGGGAUCAAGGAGUAAGGGAGAGAACGGCACCAUUAUAAUUUAUGUCCCCUUAUAUUUUUGUGAAUGGUUGGUAAAGUGACAAACUGCACAAUAUAAAUGGACCAGAGAACAGCAUAGUUCCUAAUAAAUCAAAGUUGAAUGAGCUUACAAUAGCAUUGGCACUGAUAGUUGCCAUUCCAGCUAUUUUUCUGAGUGCCGCUUAGAAUUGUAGAUUUUGUAUUUUAUUCCUGAAAACUAUCAGAUCAACUUGAACAACUCUUGGAACAAUUGUGAUUUACUUAACUGUAUUUUGCAAACUGUAAUACAAUUGUAGGACAUUUUGUGUACUCCAAUUGUUGUUCUUGAGAAGAAAAUGGCUCUCUAAAAUGUACAAAUGUUGUGUAGAAAUAACCUCUGGAGGCACAGUGAACCUACCUCUCACAACACAACCGCAGUUCCAUUAAAGAGAGUAUGUAUUGUAACGACCCGUUGGUUUAUAAGCGCGGAAAUCGAGUCUGCCGCACGAGCAUGCUUUUGCGGCACAGUCGACCUGCUCCCUGCCUGUUUUAUUACAGUAUACUAUAAAUCAUUGGUUCUCAACCAGGGGUACUUGAGAAGAAUAUACCAUAGGCCUACUGGUAAAAUGAACACGAGGGGGUCCUCUGGGCAGUGCAAAAUUCAGUUGGUGGUACAGUAAUCGAAAAAGGUAAAAUAAAUAAUGCAAUCUCUUGACAUUGGCGCCCCCAUGUGGAUCUAGCCAAUCAGAACGCUGGAUAUUUUUGGUGCUUUCUAUUAAUUGUAUAUUUUCAAUUGUAGGCAUCUACUUAUUGUUAUAUUGUGUAUGUUAAUAAAUAUUUUACAGUU